AUGUCCGGCAGUGCAACUUUGUCUGACCUCAUUCACCCCCAAGAGGAUGGACCAAAUACAGCGCCGAAUACGACAGAAAUCCUCCUUGUGUCCGCCUUCUUCCCGCUCUCCAAGUCGAAGCACCCUAUGAGCGACUACUCUUACUGGCUAUCCCGCUUCUUGGGCCCUAUCACGACCGACAUCUACUUCUUCGCCCCGCCAGACAUGGAACAGCUCGUGCGGGAUGCUCGCGGCUCGCUGCCCAUCACCAUUAACACCUCAUACACCUCACCGUUUGACAUUCCCCCGCUGAAGGGCCUCGAGGAUAAGUACGCAGAGAUGCACCAAAUCGACCGGGAGAAGAACAGGCACUCGCCCGAGUUGUACGCCAUCUGGGCGGGCAAACCGUACUUCCUCGAGGAAGGCCUGAAGAACGCUCAGGGCUCUGGUAAGCGGUACGACUACGCGUUCUGGAAUGACGCGGGCAGCUUCCGGAGCGACCACAAGUACGCCGACUGGCCUAGUGCGGAGCGGGUGGAUGCCAUCUGGCGCGAGGGCGCACGGCUGAACGGCGCACCCGAAGACGACCUCAUAUUCUUCCCCAUCUGGGAUACCCCGCAUGCCAGCAUGAAGCACUGGACCGAGCGCAUGGGACCCGUCGACAACGAGUUCAGCGAAGGCUCGUUUUUCGGCGGCAGACCAAGGGCUAUCAACUGGUGGCGCAAGCUCUACUACGCUUACCACGACAGCUACCUCUCCCAAGGCGUCUUCGUUGGCAAGGACCAGACGCUCAUGAACGCACUCAUGCUCCUCCACCCCUCGCGCUUCAUCACCGUCUGGCUCGCCGACCCCGCCGCGCCCAACUACUCGCUCGUCUCGCGCCUGUCCAUGUGGUGGGAUAACGGUGAGGGCCCGCUGGGCCGCUGCGGCUCCACGUGGUUUUACUACCAGUGGUGGCUCGCAGCGUAUGACGAGCGCGAGGCGAUGCGCGACGUGUGGGGAGGGAAGAAGUGGUGGCCGUGGGGGAGCAAGACCGAGGAGGAGCGGUGCAGGGAUACCCGCGUGCUGGGCAUGGCCCCGCUGCUCAGACGAGUCUUCGGGGAGGGUUGGAAUCCCCCGCCUACUAGUAUAACAUUAGAGUAA
Molecule: messenger RNA, 1122 nt
Organism: Gloeophyllum trabeum ATCC 11539
Lineage: Eukaryota; Fungi; Basidiomycota; Agaricomycetes; Gloeophyllales; Gloeophyllaceae
Exons: 2
Coding region: 1-1122 (373 amino acids)
Source: RefSeq, a predicted model, not a curated record